This is a messenger RNA of Ruditapes philippinarum (Manila clam), 2633 nucleotides long. RefSeq lists its product as uncharacterized. The transcript is spliced from 3 exons. NCBI's taxonomy places the organism in Eukaryota, Metazoa, Mollusca, Bivalvia, Venerida, Veneridae. Bases 392 to 1195 code for a protein of 267 amino acids. The record is from RefSeq and is a predicted model, not a curated record.
CACUAGUCCAUAAUAAAGACUAAAUUGAAUAUGACUUAAAGACCAAAUAUAACUAAAUCUGCAAUUCUCAACUUGUUUCCAAUGCUUUCGGGAGAGUUCCAUAUCUGUUAUUCAUAAGAAGAAACGGAAACAGUGUUCUAAAUAUGUGUCAAAAUAUUUUCCUUUCACAAAUCAUCCACUUGUGUAUGUGUGUGUUAUGAGAGAGUAGUGACAUCAUCUGUUUAUGUCGUGUUUCUUUAAAUGCAUAAAUUCAUUGUGAUAAUGUUAUAUCAUUUUGAUUGCUGAUAAUUCUUCACAGGUCAGAACGAAAGUAUUCACUGAAAGUCAUGGUAUCGAGAGACGUAUAAAUGGUACAAAGGCUACACGAUUUGUUUACGUCCUAACAGACGGCAUGUCUACGAACAAGACAAAUACUAAAGCUGAAGCAUUGAAAUUGAAACAUGAAGUAGAUGCAAUUGCUGUCAUCGGAGUUGGAAAUGAAGUUUUACAUCAAGAACUUUUGGACAUUGCUUCCGAUCCAUCGUUUGUUUACUCUGUGAACAAUUUCAACUCUUUGUACACCGUUCUCAGGCAGCUGGUUCAGUUGUGUGAUGAAUGUGAGACAAGUAUGGCGACUGAUGUAGCUAUCUUUUUAGAUUCAUCCUAUUAUAUAACAACAGACCAGUUCAAUUUAAUGGUAGACGCCAUUAUGCAUAUAAUUGACGCUAUGAAUCAUUUAAACUUAAAUGGUACACAUGUUAGUGUGACUACAUUUUCUAAUGACAUCAAAAGUAUUAUGAAUAUGGGAGAGACGUUCAACAAAAAUGUCAUUAAAAGUAAGGUUAACAUGGUCUCAAAGUCGCCUGAUGAACAUCAAGAAUUACAUCUUGAAACCGUUUUUGCAUAUGUCAGGGAUAAAAUUUUCAACAAUACAUUUUCAUUGAGGAUUGCAAAGAAAUUUCUCCUAAUUUUCACUAAUGGUAAAGCUCAUGUGAACAGCAAAAGCACCUUUGAAAGUGAGAAAUCUAUACUGGAAGCCGACGGAGUAAAUAUUGUGGCCGUUGGUAGUGGAGAAGAUAUUGACAUGAACGGGUUAAUCAAGAUUGUAACAGAUACGUUUAAUGUUUUUGUUACUACUCAUGACUUGCCAAUGAACAAUCUAGACAUUCUGCAAUCUGAAUUUGUUAACAGCAAAUGCAAUAUUACAGGGGAAUGAAGUAUUCAUUGAUCUCCUAGUCAAUGUCGAUUGAGAAAAUGAGAGCUUUUUAAAAAACUAUAUUCAUAGAUCAAGAUAGAUAUAUUAAAGCGAUAAACGUAAAUUUGAUUCAGUCAACUCGUUUGUAUUGUUCACAAUUAUUGUAAGGAUUUCAAUCUUUUCUAGUGUUUAAAAUUUUGAACUGCUCAUUAUCAUUGUAAGGAUUUCAAUCUGAAGCUGUUCUUUGUUAUAGUUAAAAUUACCCUAUUACAUAAAAAGGUAAUGUACAUAAUACCUCGGUAUUACAUAAUUCAGCUGAUGUUAAUUUGUUCACGCAAAUAUUGAGAAAUUGGGUAUAGAAAUGAUAAUGUGUAUACCUAAGCUCAGUCUGGAUUCCGGUGUCUAUACAUAAAUUAAGUCUAUUUGAUGAAUAAGUAGCUCCAGGAAGUUUAAAUUAUGGAUGGAGGAGUAUAGUUCUGCAGAUGAUUUGUCCAUUGAAAAUGUAUGUUACAUGUUUUGAAAGAAAGUAUUUGGGGUAAAAAGACACUGCACAAGAUGAUUGUAUAGAUGGUGAUAAUGACUUUUCUAUUUUAAGAAUGAACUAUAUUAUAAUAUCAUAAAGUACUGAUUAAAUUUCGUACAAGCAAAUGAAACUAAAUACAAAAAAUCUGAUAAUAUUUAUGCAUGAUGCAUGCAUGCAACAAAUUUUGGUAAUAGUAAUAUAUUUUUGUCUUAAGUUAAACAAAGGUCACAUGAUCAGCUUAAGAAUUUGAACGAAAGAUAAGAUAAUUCGAGCAAAGUAUAAUUUUAUCGAACUAUUUAUAAUUUAUGUUUCAAUCAUGCUAAGAACUCAUUACAAUAAUUAUAUAAAAUAGUAAAUUUUGUAAAUCUUUGCUUCAGUUUUGCCCCCAAAAACUUCAAAUAAAAGUAGAUCGAUGGUCAAGACCGGCGACUUAAUCAGAAAAUAAAUGAAAGAUCAUGUAAUUUGUAUAAUGUCUUAGAAGACGAGUAUCAUUUUCACAUAUAAUUAAUUCACUUUAUGAGACAUAAAUAUAUUUUAUCAAAUAUUAGCGAAGACCAGAUAUGUACAAAUUUAUAGACUAAAUCAAUAACGAAAGCCAAAUUAAUUGUAAGAAUGCUUGGCACUUUCCAAUUCAAUUCUUUCAAAAUAUUGUAAAGUAAUUGAAAAGGCUUUAGAAAUAUUUAUUAUUUUCAUUUUUUAUAUUUUUUUCAACUUUGCAAUGUCACUUUAUCGUAUAAUACUGUUGUAUUUAUAAUGGGAACAUGUAUUAAUGUUGUAUUGUGUUACGGUGUAUUCAUGUUAACAUAUAUGCAUAUAUGCAUAUAACAUAUAUGCCUGUUUAGGUUAGUAUUUACAAAUGUAAUAAGUCAAGACAACCCAAUUACCAACUUAAUUUAAAAAAGGCUUACUUACAUGAUUAAAAACAGUUAAUAUGUU